Paramecium pentaurelia is the source of this 2260-nucleotide messenger RNA. Lineage: Eukaryota; Ciliophora; Oligohymenophorea; Peniculida; Parameciidae. The record is from the annotation of a GenBank genome assembly.
AUGAAUGUUCAAGUUGAAAAUUCAAAGAUAGAAGCUAUAAUUUAAUGGUCAAAAGAAUUGUUUAGUUUAGAAGGACAAGUUAAACGAUUUACUGCAGGUUGAGAGCAAUUAUAAAUUAGAAAUGAAUGAAGUCGUAUCAUUAUGUACCAAAGAGAAAUAUGAAUUAAAUUUUGUUUAAAAUACUAAAUCAAAAAGAUGGAUAGAAUUGGAUGUAAUAAAUGAUUAUUAACAUAUAUAUAUAUAGAUUGGAAUCAAAUAAAAAGUAGAAGUUUAUGCAAAUAAUGAAUUAUAAAAUAUAGAUUUGAUUGUUUUUACAAUAUAAAUUGGUGCUUAAUAUCCAGUAAAGGAUGUUAGAAUAGUUUGUAAAACUACUGUAAUUUUUUAUUAUUAAUUUAAGUUUGUUAGACCUACUUUGGCAGAUGGAAGAAACUUGAUAGCUGAUGUAUUAUUGUAACCAUGGAAUUACAAAUUAUCUUUAGUUUCCAUAAUUAAAUAGAUUCCAUAAUUUUUAGUAUUCCACUUAAUAAUAUGAUUUAUAGGAUAGGGUAUUAUUGAAUAGAUUUGAUAAAAUUUAUCUUUAAAAUAUUGGUCAAUAUUAUUUAGGUAGUUCAUAUUCAAUAGAUGAAUUAAAGGAUUAUCCAGAUUUAGCCAGAUUUCCAACAAUUUAAUAAUAGAAUGCUUUUUUCUAAAAUAUUUAAGUGAGGUUAGAAAUAUUAAUAAAUAAUUAGAUUAAUUGGAUUAAGUGAUGCUCAUUUUUAUUUAUUUGAAAUGAUAGAUGGAAAGGAUGAUUAUGUAAGAUUGAUAUUCAGAGCUCCACUUUAGAGUUGUGUAUAAUUAAAAAGAAAGAAAGAUAAUAGCACAUAAUUAUCAAUAAGUUGGAAGAAUUAUAAAAAUAAAUAAGAAGAAUAAUAAACAUUUACUAUAAAUGAAUAUGAUAAAUUUAUUAGAUUAUUUUUAAGAAGAUUGAAUUAAUAUCAACAUGUUAGAAUGACAUCUAAUUCUUAUAUGGUAUUUGGUGAUUAAUAAUUGGCUGAGAAAUAGAAAAUCAAUUCAAUUAUGAAAAAUCUAAAUUAAUUAGAAAAUGAAAUUGAUAAGAAAUUUAAUCAAUAGACAAUUAAUAAACUUAUGGAUUUAUAUCAAUAAGUAAUAGUUGAUAUGAAACUAGGCAAUUGAAUUUUAUUCAUCUGCAAGUGAUUACUUGUAUGAGAUCUAUUUGAAUAAAUUACAGACAUUGAUACAGAGAUAAGAUGUAUAAGUUAUUUUAUAAUAUAAAUGAUAAUUUUAUUUUAACUACCUAAUUUAAGAUGUUUACAGGUGAAAACAUUCAAUUUCUGUAGUAAUUACAUUAAUUGAAAGAAAUAUCCAAAAUAGGAGAGGGUAGUUUUGGCAAAGUCUAUAAAGCAAUGGAUUUAACAGACAAAUCUAUUUGUGCAGUAAAGGUAAUUUCAACAACCAUUAAGAGGUUAUAUCCAAAAUAGUUUACAAUAAUACUACUCCUGAAUAGGAAAUCUAUUUAUAAUUGAAUCAUCCAAAUAUUGUGAGAUGCAAAAGAGUAUGAGUAAAAAAUAUUUAUUAAGAUUUCAGAAAACAAAAAAUACUAUUAUAUAAUUAUGGAAUAUAUGGAAGGUGGUACAUUAUCAUAGAAAAUGAAAGAGAAACAAUUAAAUGAAUAAGAAGCAGCAAUUAUUAUGAAAUCAAUUUUGGAUGGAGUAAACUACUUACAUGAUAAAUCAAUUAUUCAUAGAGACUUAAAACCAGAGAACAUAAUGUUGACAGGAACAAAUGUGAAAAUAGCUGAUUUUGGAUUGAGUUUUCGAUUCUCAUCUAGUGAAGGCAAUUUUCAUAAAUUAUUAAAUAAAAAAUGUGGAACUAUUAUUUAUAUGGCACCAGAACAAUUUACAGAAAAAUAUGUAGAUUACUUAUUCUAACAUUUAUUUAGUAUAGCAAAUAAGUCGAUGCCUGGAGUUGUGGAAUUAUACUCUAUAUGUUAUUAAAUGGAGGAGUACAUCCCUUUUAUAAUAAGGAUGACACUAAAUAUGAUUUCAUUAAGAAGAUCCUCAAUCCUUCAAUUGAUAUCCCAUUAAAUAUCUCACCUUUAGCUAAAGAUCUAUUCUUUAAAUUAAUUAAUGUCAAUCCUAUUGACAGAUAUAAUGUAAGUUAAGCUUUGAUGCAUCCAUGGAUUACUAGGAAAUUUCAUGAAAAGAUUCCUUUAACUUAUNUAAACUUAUGGAUUUAUAUCAAUAAGUAAUAGUUGAUAUGA